Molecule: messenger RNA, 2105 nt
Organism: Otolemur garnettii (small-eared galago)
Lineage: Eukaryota; Metazoa; Chordata; Mammalia; Primates; Galagidae
Gene: DPY19L1
Product: dpy-19 like C-mannosyltransferase 1
Exons: 21
Coding region: 1-1920 (639 amino acids)
Cellular component (GO): nuclear inner membrane
Molecular function (GO): mannosyltransferase activity
Source: RefSeq, a predicted model, not a curated record
AUGCCGCAAACACUGCCGGCGGCAUUUAUUUCUGCCUUUGCAGCAGUGUUGCACUGGAGCCAUAUAACACACCUCUUUGAAAAUGACCGUCAUUUUUCUCACCUCUCAACUCUGGAAAGGGAGAUGGCUUUUCGCACUGAAAUGGGACUAUAUUAUUCUUACUUCAAGACUAUUGUGGAAGCACCGUCAUUUUUUAAUGGAGUCUGGAUGAUUAUGAAUGACAAACUGACUGAAUAUCCCCUUGUUAUUAAUACAUUAAAAAGGUUCAAUCUUUACCCUGAGGUAAUCUUGGCUAGCUGGUACCGGAUUUAUACCAAAAUAAUGGACUUGAUUGGUAUUCAAACCAAGAUAUGUUGGACAGUUACCAGAGGAGAAGGACUCAGUCCUAUUGAAAGCUGUGAAGGUUUGGGAGAUCCUGCUUGCUUUUAUGUUGCUGUAAUUUUUAUUUUAAAUGGACUAAUGAUGGCACUAUUCUUCAUAUAUGGCACAUAUUUAAGUGGCAGCCGACUAGGAGGCCUGGUUACAGUGUUGUGCUUCUUUUUCAAUCAUGGAGAGUGUACCCGUGUGAUGUGGACGCCACCACUCCGUGAAAGCUUCUCGUAUCCGUUUCUUGUACUUCAGAUGUUGCUUGUGACUCAUAUUCUCAGGGCUACAAAACUUUAUAGAGGAAGCUUGAUUGCACUUUGCAUUUCCAACGUAUUUUUCAUGCUUCCGUGGCAGUUUGCUCAGUUUGUGCUUCUUACUCAGAUUGCAUCACUAUUUGCAGUAUAUGUUGUGGGGUACAUUGAUAUAUGUAAAUUACGGAAGAUCAUUUAUAUACACAUGAUUUCUCUUGCACUUUGUUUUGUUUUGAUGUUUGGGAACUCAAUGUUGUUAACUUCUUAUUAUGCUUCCUCCUUGGUAAUUAUUUGGGUUAUACAAGGAUGUUUUUGGUUAUUUGGAACUGUCACACUCAAAUAUUUGACAUCUAAAAUCUUUGGCAUUGCAGAUGAUGCUCAUAUUGGCAACUUACUAACAUCAAAAUUCUUCAGUUAUAAGGAUUUUGAUACUUUACUAUACACCUGUGCAGCAGAGUUUGACUUUAUGGAAAAGGAGACUCCGGUGAGAUAUACAAAGACAUUGUUGCUUCCAGUUGUUCUGGUAGUGUUCAUCGCAAUUGUUAGAAAGAUUAUUAGUGAUAUAUGGGGUGUCUUAGCUAAGCAACAGACACAUAUAAGAAAACACCAGUUUGAUCAUGGAGAGCUGGUUUAUCAUGCACUGCAACUGUUAGCAUACACAGCCCUCGGUAUUUUAAUUAUGAGACUAAAACUCUUCUUGACACCACACAUGUGUGUUAUGGCUUCCUUGAUCUGCUCAAGACAGCUGUUCGGAUGGCUCUUCUGCAAAGUGCAUCCUGGUGCUGUUGUCUUUGCUGUAUUAGCAGCAAUGUCAAUACAAGGUUCAGCAAAUCUACAAACCCAGUGGAAUAUUGUGGGGGAGUUCAGCAAUUUGCCUCAGGAAGAACUUAUAGAAUGGAUCAAAUACAGUACUAAACCAGAUGCAGUGUUUGCGGGUGCCAUGCCCACCAUGGCAAGUGUUAAGCUCUCUGCCCUUCGGCCCAUAGUGAAUCACCCGCAUUAUGAAGAUGCUGGCCUGAGAGCCAGAACAAAAAUAGUAUACUCAAUGUAUAGUCGAAAAGCAGCUGAAGAAGUGAAGCAAGAAUUGAUAAAGUUAAAAGUGAAUUAUUACAUUCUGGAAGAGUCAUGGUGUAUACGAAGAUCCAAGCCUGGUUGCAGUAUGCCUGAAAUUUGGGAUGUGGAAGACCCUGCCAAUGCUGGGAAAACUCCCUUAUGUAACCUCUUGGUGAAGGAGUCCAAGCCUCACUUCACCACUGUAUUCCAGAACAGUGUUUACAAAGUCCUAGAAGUUGUGAAAGAAUGACUGCUAUGUGAACUGCUGCCUACAGAGAACCACAUCAGUAAUUGUUUAAAUGUUUUGCUAAUAAGUCAUGUGUUGUUUUUAAUUCAAAUCCCCAAAAACUUUUGUAGGAACUGUUUUCAAAUAGAAAACGUCUUAUUUGGUCAAUUUGAAUGUUAUUCUAAUUGUAAAAAUGACUUACACUUUCA